AUGUUGGCGGAUACUCCGCCAGAGCAAGAAGUAGUUAAAAAGGAAGCCAAAGAAAUCAUGGUUGACACACCAGUAGAAUCAAAACCGAGAGAUCGACCACAAGUAGACGAAAUAGACAAGUCAGUGUCAAACUUCAAGCCAUUCAAUAUUUCAUAUGAGCCGGUGCAAUUCAGUGACGAUGAAGACAGUAAUAGCCUCGUCAAUGGCGAAUCUCCAAAGUCUUCAAAGAUUCAGGCUGAUUACCUUGAAAAGUACGAAAAUCACGUUGGUACCUUGGCUCAACUCGACCAAUAUUAUACGAAAGCAAACAAUUAUGAUGUCUUGGAUAUCGAACAAAAAUUACUUGAUGAUACUAUUACAAAAACUGAGUUAUUGGCAAAUAACUAUAUAGAGAGGGUUGUGGCGGAACAAAUUGUGAAGAAUUCUGAUACAGCUAACGGCGAAGUAGAAAAUGGAGAAAGAAGCUAUAAAUGGGGUAGCACUCGUCUUAGGAGUAGAAAGAUUCAAGAAGAGGAGGAUUUGGCUAAAGAUGAAGAAGAAGCUUCUAAAGCAGCUCCUGUUAAGAGAAAUAGAGGAGGUAGAAGGGCACCAGGCUCAACAACUGGAUCUUCCACCAAUGGAAGGUCUAGAAGCAAUCCUAAAAGAGCAGUUACUUCUGCUACCGCAGCAAAUGAGGAAGAAAGUGCUCCUCCUGCCAAAAGAAGAAGAAGAAGACCAGCAGCAAGCUCAACUAGCGCAGCUGCUUCUACUGAUUCUAAGGCUGCUAAUGCGAAGAAAGAAGAAGAAUCCAAAACUGCAACUGCAACGUCUGCUACUCCGUCUACAGGAGGCAAUGUAAAGGGACAAAGAGUUAUCCAAAAGCAAUACGACAAUACUUUCAUUGCAAUUUGGAAAGAUCUUUCCCGUAAGGAUGGUCCCAAAGUUAGUCGUCUUUUUCAACAAUCAAACCAAGCUAAACUUAUAAAUCUCAAGAAGACCGCCAUUCUUGCAGCAAGAGAAGCAAAGAGGUGGCAAUUGAAAAAUAACAAAAACCAAAAGGAUUUGACGACCAAGGCCAGAAGAGCUAUGAGAGAAAUGUUCAACUUCUGGAAGCGUAAUGAAAGAGUGGAGAGAGAAUUACGUAAGAAGCACGAAAAGGAAUUAAUAGAUAAGGCUAAGAAGGAAGAAGAAGAUAGAGAAGCUAAGAGACAAGCACGUAAAUUAAAUUUCCUUAUUACUCAAACAGAAUUAUAUUCCCAUUUCAUUGGUAAGAAGAUAAAGACUGAUGAAAUUGAAGGAGCAGAUUCUGACCCACAAAUUACCUCUAAGCAUCCAAAGAACUCGCAUUAUGAUAAGUAUGAACAGGUUAAAGGUGAAAAAGUCACUGAAAUUCACAGUAUUGACUUCGAUAAUGAAGAUGAAGAGGCCUUAAAUCAAGCUGCCGCUGCGAAUGCGCAAAAUGCCCUUCAAGCUGCACAAGACAAGGCUAAAUCCUUCGACAAACAACAUAAUAAUGAUGAUGACACUAAUGGCGAUGAAAUGAACUUUCAAAAUCCCACCCUUAUGGGUGAUGUUAAUAUCAAGCAGCCACAAAUGCUUAAAUGCACCUUGAAAGAAUAUCAAGUUAAAGGUUUAAAUUGGUUGGCCAAUCUUUAUGAACAAGGUAUUAACGGUAUUUUAGCUGAUGAAAUGGGAUUAGGGAAAACAGUUCAAAGUAUAUCUGUUUUAUCAUACUUAGCAGAACAUCAUAACAUUUGGGGACCUUUUCUUGUUGUGACGCCUGCAUCAACUUUGCAUAACUGGCAACAAGAAAUCACAAAAUUCGUCCCUGACUUCAAGGUCUUGCCUUACUGGGGAAAUGGUAAGGAUAGAAAGAUUUUAAGAAAGUUUUGGGAUAGAAAAAACGUCAGAUAUGGGAAAGAUGCUCCCUUCCAUGUCAUGGUCACCUCAUAUCAGUUAGUUGUUGCUGAUGUUGCAUAUUUCCAAAAGAUGAAGUGGCAAUAUAUGAUUCUUGAUGAAGCACAAGCAAUCAAAUCUUCUUCUUCUUCAAGGUGGAAAUCAUUGUUAUCCUUCCAAUGUAGAAAUCGCUUAUUAUUAACUGGUACUCCAAUUCAAAAUUCCAUGCAAGAACUAUGGGCCUUAUUACAUUUUAUUAUGCCCUCAUUAUUCGAUUCUCAUGAUGAAUUUAGUGAUUGGUUUUCAAAAGAUAUUGAAAGUCACGCGCAAUCAAAUACUCAAUUAAAUGAACAACAAUUAAGAAGAUUACACAUGAUUUUGAAGCCAUUUAUGUUAAGAAGAAUCAAGAAGAAUGUUCAAAGUGAGUUAGGUGAUAAGGUUGAAAUCGAUUUGUUCUGUGACUUAACCAACAGGCAGAAGAAAUACUACCAGAUGUUGAAGAGUCAAAUAAGUGUAAUGGAUUUAUUGGAAGGAGAAUUCUCUUCUGCUGGCAAUAACAACGGAAGUGGCAAUAAUAAUAAUGCAAAUGGUACGAAUGCCAAUACUAAUAAUGGAACAGGAAAUCCAAUUAAUGGAGAUGGAUCUUCUUCGACCGAUACUUCCCUUAUGAAUCUUGUCAUGCAAUUCAGGAAGGUGUGUAAUCACCCUGACUUGUUUGAAAGAGCUGAUGUUAAGUCCCCAUUCCUGUUUGGCCUGUUUGGUGAGACUUCUUCUUUCUUAAGAGAGUCAAAUGAUUUGGAGUGCUACUAUACCUUAGAAAAUUCAAUUAAAUAUGAAUUGCCUAGACUAAUAUUCGAUGAGAUUUUACUGCCUACUUAUUCUAAUGACUUUGGAAUAAAAAAUCAGUUGCUAUAUGAUAAAUUAUCUAUUUAUAAUCCUGAAAAUAUCCAAAAAGAGGAUGAUGGAUUUGGUUGGCUAAAAUUUGUCGAUACUUCCGCUGGUGAAUUGAAGAAAUUAACCAAGAAGAACGUGUUGCAGAGAGCAAUUCAAAAUAGAGAGUAUACUGAUAUUAAUUACGAAGGGAGUAGCAGAUUGAAGUAUUUAUAUGAUGAGGACAACUAUUCACCAUCUAACAAAUUAUUACUUGUAAAGGAGAGCAAUCAAUCAUUACCAUACAUUCCUGAACAAUUGAAAUCUAUUCAAACUACAGUUUAUGAAGAUAUGUAUAUUAAUGUUCUUAAGCCUGCUGCUGAACCAAAAGCAUCUGCUCCACCAAUAGAACUUUCCUGUCCAUCACAAUCCUUCAAAACUACUUGGGACCGUACUUUAUUCGAUAGUGAGGUUCGUUCAUCUUUAGUACCAUUAUCAUUGAAUGAGGAAGUUAGACUUUUAAGUCAUAAUAUUCCGUUACUGUCUUUCCCUAAGUCAGAUAUGUUGCCUACUGAACUCAACAAACAAAUUGACUAUUCUAACAUCCGUAUGCCUUCCAUGACUCGUUUCAUUACUGAAUCUGGAAAGUUAGCAAAAUUAGAUUCAUUACUUAAUGAGUUGAAGGCAAACGAUCACAGAGUGUUAGUGUAUUUCCAAAUGACAAAGAUGAUGGAUCUUAUGGAAGAAUAUUUAACUUAUAGACAGCAUAUGUAUAUCAGACUUGAUGGUUCUUCCAAGCUUGACGAUAGAAGAGACUUAGUUCAUGAUUGGCAAUCUAAGCCUGAAAUCUUUGUUUUCUUAUUGUCUACCAGAGCUGGUGGUUUAGGAAUCAACUUGACUGCUGCAGAUACUGUGAUCUUUUAUGAUUCAGAUUGGAAUCCUACUAUUGAUUCGCAAGCGAUGGACAGAGCUCACAGGUUAGGACAAACAAGACAAGUCACAGUAUAUAGAUUACUUACUAGGGGUACUAUUGAAGAAAGGAUGAGAAAUAGAGCAAAGCAAAAGGAACAAGUUCAACAAGUUGUUAUGGAAGGGAAGGCUGCAGCAUUCCCUAAGGAUGAAUCUUCAUCCAGUAGGAAAAAGGAUGUAGCCUUUUUAUUGAUGGAUGAAGAAGAUGAUACUAGUAGUAAUAUCGUGGUUAAAUCGAGUGCCAAAGGUGAAAAAAAUAGCUUAACUGGUCUUGAAGAAAUGUACCACGAAGGAGAGGGAAAAUUCUCCGGUACAGUGACGCCAAUGCUGUAA
Messenger RNA from Dujonia railenensis, 4047 nucleotides. NCBI's taxonomy places the organism in Eukaryota, Fungi, Ascomycota, Pichiomycetes, Serinales, Debaryomycetaceae. The record is from the annotation of a GenBank genome assembly.